Messenger RNA from Effrenium voratum, 1428 nucleotides. The record is from the annotation of a GenBank genome assembly. NCBI's taxonomy places the organism in Eukaryota, Dinophyceae, Suessiales, Symbiodiniaceae.
CUCUCGGUGCCUUCCGCGCAAACUCAACGCAGAUCUGCAUUUCCCUCCGGCCGACCUCGCCGGGCCGAAAAGAUUCCCGAUGCGCUGAGAUGGCGGACACACAGGAUGUGGAGAAGGUGCCGCCCACGCCAGAGCCUAGCUCUCCCAGUUCUCCUUGUUCCCCGAGUGCGGAGAAGCUGGCGCUGCAGGAUUCCUCCUCGGCCUGGCGGGGGCAACGCCUUUACCGGGCGGAGUUUGCUGCACUGCGCUGCUUGCAGAGGCUGGUGCCACAAUGGCUCAUGCUGCCUGUCGCCUUGUUCAUCCACCACCUCGCCUCCGAGGUAAUGAUCCUUCCGCUGGUGGGUGUGCUCGCCUGGACCAUCUCGCUGCCGGGCACCGCCUCCACGGUCACCUGCGCCUGCUUCUGCGUCUCUCUGAACUUUGCGCUCAAGUGGAUCUGGCAGCGCCCGCGGCCGGUGUGGCUGGACAACGGCAAGGCCUCGGAGGUGUGGAACAUUGGAGCUGUUUGGGAAGGGGACUAUGCUUUCCCCAGCGGCCACACGCACUGCUUGUCAGGAGUGCUGCUGUGCGCCUUCUUCACCUUCGAGAUGUCUGUGCGCUGGCUGCCCAUGAUGCUUCUGCUUGGGGCCGUGACGGGUUUAUCCCGGAACUACCUGGGGAUGCAUUGGUGCAGCGACACGCUGAUAGGGUGGGUCAUUGGCACCUUGAGUGGCCUCGCCUGGGGCCUGCUGGACCCAUAUGGAGCCUUGCUGCGCCGCCAAGAUGUGGGGCUGUCCGUGGCAGUGGGUGCGGCCUCUGCGCUGGGCCUCACAAUUCUGUCGGCCUUGGGCCGCGCACUGUCCACACCAGUGCACGCGGAGCAGCGAGCCGAGUGGCUGGAGACGGCGGUGCAGGGCCUUGAGGCGUCCAAGCUCAAGCGCACCCGCAUCGUGCCCGACGAGGCGGAGGAUGGCCCCAGCGCCCGCCGCACCUGCGGGUGCAGGUGUCUGCAGUCGCGGCAGCGUCGGCUGCGCUCGCGGCACCUGGCCUACGCCGCAGGACCUGCACUUUGCGGGGGCAUGUGCCUGGCAUUGACCGGCGCCUACGGGCAGCUGCCCCCGCAGGUGCUGGAGGCCUGCUUGCAGAGCCACCCGCCCUUCGGGACGCUGCUGCUGCGCAUGGCUGUGGGGCUCACAGGGCUCUUACUGCUGUUCUUGCUGGUCGGACCACCGAUGCACAUGGUCCGGGACGCCAAGCUGGAGGACCGCAGUGGGAAAGCGGCCGCUAAGGCGGCGCUCCUGCUGCUGUCCCUGACCCUUGCGCCGCUUUGGGUCUUCGGGACAUCGCAGCUGCUUCUCGAGGAGCUCGACCUGGGCUGCCAGCCAGCUUGAGAGCCGACCACUCGUGAUGUUCAAGGGACAUCUGGGCAAUUUACAACGACCUGGGGUA